Mercenaria mercenaria is the source of this 2939-nucleotide messenger RNA. RefSeq lists its product as uncharacterized. The transcript is spliced from 14 exons. The coding region runs from base 101 to 2182 and encodes 693 amino acids. Lineage: Eukaryota; Metazoa; Mollusca; Bivalvia; Venerida; Veneridae. The record is from RefSeq and is a predicted model, not a curated record.
UGACGAAUUUAUGAGUUGAAUUCUAUAAAUAUCAUUCUAUGAAAUGUAUUGUUACUAUUUUACGGUUUAAACGACAGUAAAGCAUUUGUGAACGGCUAAUAUGGGUGCAAAAUCGUCCAUAAGAAAAAUAUUCAAGGCUGAAGGACCUACAGCACAAGACAAUGACAUUUCGUUGUCCAGAGAUGCUUCUGGUUCAACACCUACAAAUCUGGUAAACAGUGCACAAGAAAUUCUGGACAACGACAUUUCGAUAUCCAGAGAUGCUUCUGAUUCAACACCUACAAAUGUAAUUAACAGUGCACAGGAAAUUCCGGAAAAUAUUACAGAAUCGGCUGAAUCGGCUGAAUCGGAAUCGGAAUCGGAGAAAAGUGAAACGGACAUAAAAACUCACAGUUACUAUUCUUUAAAUGAUAUUGGAAACACAAUAAGAGAAGAAACAGAGACAGUGGAACAAAACGUGUAUAAUGGCCUAUGUCCACGGAACAGAAAUAUAUCUGUGUCUACACCUGUAUCAGGAACAUCAUCAGAAAAGGAUUACAAGUUCCAGAAACAACAUGCGGAUUACAAUUCCCUACGUUCAUGCAAGAGACAAACAUCUUUGGGAUGUUCUUCGGAAACGAGUUCAAUAUACGAGAACAAAAUUUCAGAUUGUAACGGCGAGGAUUCAGCUUACCCGGAGAUACCCUCUAAGAGUAAUUUAGAAGAACGAGAAAAGCUGAAAGCUCAACAUCUUCAAGAUAAGAGAAGAGCCCACCUGCAUAGAUAUGAGGAAAUGAUUAUUCAUUAUAGACCAAUGAUAGUGUCUGACGUAAUUGUUAGUCAGGUUCUGCCUUAUUUACAGACAUGCCUUAAUCGCUCGGACAUCAGUGCCAUUAAAAGCGAACAAGAUCAACACAAAGCAGUGGAACUCUUAUUAGACAAAUUAACAGCAUGUCAGGAGCCAGGAAAAUGGAAAAUGUUUGUAGAAGCAUUAGAAGAGUGUAAGUAUCAGACGAUCGUUGAUGCUCUAAGACGAAAAGCUAUCGCAGUCGGUAAUGAUCCUAUAAAGAUCUUACAUAUGUUUUCACCUCAACUUCGGGAAAUGAUUGUACCAUCUGAGAUAACAGCAGAACUUCUGAGGACAGAUGUUAUCAAUUCUGAUGACAGAUAUGAAAUACACCAGAAAGAAUGCUCUGCUGGCGCUGUUGCCGCAGCUGACAUCUUACUGGACAGAAUUCCUAGAAAACAUCCGUACUGGUUCGAGAAGUUUCUCGAAGCUUUAAAAAGUAUCAACCGCCCUGAUCUUGUUAACAUGUUAACAUUUAAAAAAGAAAUAGACACUACAACAGGUAAAAAGGCGUGUACAGAUGUAUAUCAGCUUUUGAGUAGACCUAGUGAAAUGCAAGAAAAAAAUGAAUACACAAACACGGGAAUGGAUACUACAACAGGUGAAAAUGCGUGUACAAAUGCAAAUCAGCUUUUGAGUAGACCUGGUGAAAUGCAAGGAGACAAUGAAUACACGAACACGGAAAUGGAUACUACGACAGGUAAAAAGGCAUGUACAAAUGCAGAUCAGCUUUUGAGUAGACCUAGUGAAAUGCAAGAAAUAUAUGAAUACACGAACAUGGCUGAUCCUGAAUACAUGGAAAAAUACCAGAAUGUACCUGACCAUUUCAAUCCAGAUGAUGAAACUGUAGGGGGGAAGGAAACUCUGUCUGACUAUUCCCAUUCCGCUUGUAUCCGUCAAACUGAAGUUCAAAGUAAAAACAUUCAAAAACUGAGAGACAAAGGCUACAAUCUGGUUACUGAAGGAAACAAGCUUGCAUUAGAGCUGAAAGAAUACGAAACUAUUUUAACUGCUCAUGAAAGGAACAACGACCUACUGAACAAAAAGAGAAGUCUCACAGAACAGAUUAAAAUAAAAAAGAAAGAGGCAGCAGAUUUAAAAGCUGCAAUAACGGUUAGCGAUGAUUCAGAAGACGAAUGCGAGCAAAAAUGUGUUGAGAGCCUGGAAGACCUGAUACCGUAUAUGGCUCCCAGUAAACGUCAAAUAACGCUAGAUUUCAGAGGCAAAGAUGUUCCAGCUACUCUCUUACCAUCACGUAUACAGACUGAUACAGGAAUUACAGUACCAGUUAAGCUGUAUGACGUGGAGCAAGUUUACAAAGACUAUGAAUUUUAUUCUGAAUGCAAUUUUGAUUAAAUUUACUGCAUUAUAAAACUAAUGUUGCUUAGGACUUGCUUGCUAGUCAGAACACCGAAUUACAUUUUGAUUUGACUAAUCACAAUCAAAUACGAUUAUAAACAAGAGGGUAUCUGUACUAUAACAAUAGAACAACUACAGCUUUUCUAAAAAUACAUAUAGACAAAACCCCCUUACUUUGUGGUGCUGAGACGACCUAUUUUUUGUAUUUCCUUAGAAUUAGUUUUGACAAUUCAAAUAAAUAUUUCUGAUCAAUCAAAAUCAUUAUGAAUAUGUUUAAAUUUAUUGAUUUCUCUAUCCGUUUGUAUGUUCUGCUUGCGUGUGUGAUCCAUAUUUCCUAAAUCUAUUUUCAUUAACUUCGAAUGACACCGACCCUGCAACAUAAAAAAUAAUUACAUUUUCAUUUAUGUUCUGUUGGGCGGCUUGUGGUUUUCAAUUUUUCUAUCUAUUUAAAUUCAUAUCGCAUAAACAGAUAAAGGUAAAAGUUUGAGCCUUAGGUAUCAUGACUGUGAUCCAUACAUUCAUCUCAAACUCAUCGAAAGAAUACAGGUUGGUUAUCUACUUAUAUUUCAUAAGCGGCUGAUUUAAAAUUACAGUAAAGUAGGACUUACAGUGUAAAACCGCUUCGAUUUACACAUGUAAUAUAAUGAUAGUUUGUAGUUUGUAGAAAUGUACUUUUUAGUCAAUAAUCACUGCUGACUAUCUUUUUUUUUUUUGAAGUUGUUCUGCCUGAUAAUAAACUGCGUACUUUACAUUA